AAAUGUCAUGUAUUUUGUGGUUGUAUUUGUACCUAUCAUAAAAUUACAAAUACCGUCGACUUCAAUGAAUAGUCCAUGAUUUAGACUGAUAAAAAAGGUGUUAGAAACAAUGAAUUCGCAAUUUGGAAAUUUAUCACGAAGAGUUGCAAUGCUGUCACGAUGCUAUAGCUUCGGUGUUGUUAAACCAAAAACCGCUGUAUUACUCUUAAAUAUGGGUGGCCCUCAAAACACCGAUCAAGUUCAUGAUUAUUUACUUCGCAUUAUGACUGAUCGUGAUAUGAUUCAGUUGCCAUUCCAAGGAAAAUUGGGUCCAUGGAUCGCAAACCGUCGAACGCCUGAAGUGCAGAAGAAAUAUAGGGAAAUUGGAGGUGGCUCACCGAUUCUCAAGUGGACAAAUCUGCAAGGUGAAUUAAUGUGCAAAGAACUCGACAAAGUAUCACCAGAGACAGCACCACAUAAGCAUUACGUUGGCUUUCGAUACGUAAACCCAUUUACCGAAGACACACUUGAACAAAUUGAAAAAGAUACUCCUGAACGUGUAGUUAUUUUCUCGCAAUAUCCACAGUAUAGCUGUGCAACAUCUGGUUCAAGCUUCAAUUCGAUCUACUAUCAUUAUCGAAAGAGAAAUUUACCAAAACACAUCAAAUGGAGUGUCAUCGAUCGAUGGUCGACAAAUCCAUUUCUUAUCAAAACAUUCGCCGAUAACAUUCGUAAAGAGCUCGACCAGUUUCCAGAAGACAAACGAAAAGAUGUUAUCAUUCUAUUUUCGGCUCAUUCACUCCCAUUGAGAGCAGUGAAUCGAGGUGAUGCAUAUCCAUCAGAAGUUGGAGCAACUGUUGCCUUGGUGAUGGAUGAGUUGAAAAUGUCGAAUCCGUACAGUUUAGUGUGGCAAUCAAAAGUUGGACCAUUGCCUUGGCUUGAACCAUUUACCGAUGACGCCAUUAAGGGCUUCGUAAAACAGGGCAAGAAGAAUUUUGUUAUUGUUCCCAUUGCAUUCGUGAAUGAGCACAUUGAAACUCUACAUGAAUUGGACAUUGAGUACUGUCAUGAGCUGGCUGAAGAGGUUGGCGCUGAGAAAAUCCGAAGAGCAGCUGCACCAAAUGAUCAUCCGCUGUUUAUCAAUGCGCUGUCGGAUAUUGUUUCCAAACAUCUAAAAUCUAAUGAGAAGUUUACUCCAAAAUUCACAAUGCGAUGCCCAAAGUGUACGAACCCUCGGUGCAUGGAAAGCAAAAAAUGGUAUUCAGCACUAGUAGGCUAAAAAAUGAAGAAAAAGUACAAAGCAAAAUCAGUUGGUGCUGGAUUUUUUCAUGUUGGAUGAUUUAAAAUGAUACAUGUUUUCUUUGUGGUUAAAAUAAACGGUUUUUUUUCUACUGUUUUACAUGUAUUAUAUACAAAA
This is a messenger RNA of Sitodiplosis mosellana (orange wheat blossom midge), 1396 nucleotides long. It is a transcript of the gene FeCH, whose product is annotated as ferrochelatase, mitochondrial. Lineage: Eukaryota; Metazoa; Arthropoda; Insecta; Diptera; Cecidomyiidae. Gene Ontology annotation, molecular function: protoporphyrin ferrochelatase activity. Gene Ontology annotation, biological process: heme biosynthetic process. The record is from RefSeq and is a predicted model, not a curated record. Bases 110 to 1258 code for a protein of 382 amino acids. The transcript is spliced from 6 exons.